AUGCGUACUUUAUUUAUUUUGGUUUUGUUAAUUUUUUUAAUUUCGUAUGUCGAAAAUAAGCGUGUCAUGGACGAGAUGUACAUAACAUUCAAUCGUGCACGUUAUUGUGUACGUCGUGUCAAUGCUACUCAUGAAAUUGGCUGUCAAUCAUCUUCCCGAGGAAAUUCCGGUCGAAUGCAUAUGAUUGACGAUGAAAAUGAGUUUCGUUCGUUUCUCACAAAUAAAAAGACACUCGAUUCGAUUGGUAAAUUCAUUAUUACUCUCAAUAUUGAUCUAUUCGAUUCUGAACAUAUGGAUGAGUUAAUGACACGUCUUGAUACCAAAUUAAAUGGUCUUUUAGUCUACUUAAAAUCAAACCUAACUCGACCUGGAGACUUUUCUCCAGAUGAUCAAUGUCCCAAUCAUCGUCAUUCGUACUAUCUAAACCAAACACAAGCAGUUAAUUGGAAUCCGAAAGGCAACGGACUAUUUUUCCGUUCGUUUCCAUUUCCAAUAAUGUUGAUUGAUGAAGAAGACGAUUAUAAAUUGUUACUAAGCUAUUAUCAACGGUUUAAUAGUAGUCAAUCCACUUCGUCUUGUGGUUUAGAAUUGAAAACAUUUCAAAAUGCUGCACACACAUCGAAAACAUGUAUGCGUCGAGGUGAAAUUUCACAUUCGUUAAUCGAUGAGGCCGAAACACUUUGUGAUCCGGUUGGCGGCUUGAAUAUAUACAGUAAACUACCUGAACCAUUGACCAUUAUGCCGAAACAGCGACCCCUGAAAUCGGUUAUAUUAAUAUUAGCAACAACGGAUAGUUUUCAAAUGUUCUUAAAGGCAAAUGGUGCAACAGGUGGUGCCCAACAACCAGCCACAUCACUUAUCGCAUUUCUGUCACUUGCCCAUCUGAUGGGACAAGCACAAGAAGAUUUGAAUAAGGUCGAGAAAGAAAUUAUAUUUGUCACGCUCGAUGGCGAUGCUCUGGAUUAUUCAGGUUCAUUCCGAUUUAUGUACGAUAUGGAAAAUAACUAUUUUCCGACUGAUAGUAAAGAUGAAGAACGUAUUAGAAAAGAACACAUUCAUUCGGUUAUUGAAUUUCAAGCAUUGAGUUUUACUAGCCAACUUUCCGAAAGUAAUCUUUAUGCACAUCCAUCCAAUCUGGCCAACGAGACGUUUAUUAAUAGUUUGACAAAUAGAACGUCAACAAUUGUUCCAAUGCCACGUGAUGCUCCUCUUCCACCGGCAUCUUCACAAAUCUUUCUACGACAGACAUCGUCAUCAUUCUUUCCUGUGUAUAUCUUGACGUCAACUAAUCAAAGUCAAUUGUCAAAUCGUUACUAUCAUUCAUUCUUUGAUGAUCCAUCAACAUUAUCAAUCAAUAUUUCAUCAUUAGAAUACAACACAACAACUGAUUUUAGUCAAUGGAUUAAAUCUCUUGUUGAACCAUUGGCUCAGACUCUCAUUGAAACGACAACUGGUCUGAACAAAAACAUCACUAUCGAACAAGAAAUUAUCAAUAACCUUGUGUAUUGUGUUUUGAAAAACAUCAACUGUCCUCUGAUUCAUAAUGUCAGCAACGAAACUUCUGGUAGUUCAUUCGACGCAUUCAAUCAAACAUCUUUGCCUUUUUCCGUCAAUACUUAUCCGACAGCCACUACACCGACAUUUACAUUUGUUCGAAACACUCUCAGUUAUUUCUUACGUGAUCGCACAUAUGAUGCACUAAAUUUGACUGAAACGGCAUGCAAAGAACAAGGUAAAAACGAUAGCUUUCGAUUGUAUCGAUUCGUUGGUGGAUAUCCACCAUCAAUAUCAACGGAGGAGAAAUUCUUGGGUUAUUGUGUGCGAUCGUACUAUCGAUCUGCUUACUCAUCAUCUCCGGCAUUUGCCAUUGAUAAGUAUGAUUUAGCAGAUACAACAUAUCCAGCAUGGUCUGAAAGUCGAUGGUCAACGAUUAGUUUACGAUUAUUUAUCAUUCCGACCCAAUCACAUGAAAUAAUCACUCUUGUUAUUGGUAUUCUACUGCUUUCAAUUUCUUUCAUUGCCUUCUUCUUCUUACGGUAUUUUACAAAACUAAGUCUCUUGCAGCCCUCUUCGUCCUAA
This is a messenger RNA of Adineta ricciae, 2079 nucleotides long. Lineage: Eukaryota; Metazoa; Rotifera; Eurotatoria; Adinetida; Adinetidae. The record is from the annotation of a GenBank genome assembly.